UCCUCUCUAUGGGUUCUGGAAAAACAGAUUACUGGUAAAUGUAAUGUAUCUUUUUUCACCUAAGUGUCGCUCUCCUUCGACAGGAGUACACCAUAGUGAAGAAGACAUCAGGGGACUGUGUGACUCCCAUCAUCCAUCUCCAGGAGUCAGAAGUGCGGAGCAGGACCCCUCACACCAUCACAGAGCCUCCCCCUCACCCCCUGAUACAUGAGCAGAAGAUCCUAGAACUCACCCACAAGAUGAUGGAGCUGCUGACUGGAGAGGUUCCUAUACGGUGUCAGGAUGUCACUGUCUAUUUCUCCUUGGAGGAGUGGGAAUAUAUAGAAGAACACACGGAUCUGUACAAGGAGGUCAUGAUGGAGGAGCACCAGCCUCUUAUAUCACAAGAUGAAUCCAGGAGGAGAAAUCCACCAAAGAGAUGUCCCUGUCCUCUGUAUUCCCAGGACUGUCCAGAGGAGAAGGUCCCAGAGAAUCCUCAGAUGACAAAUCAGGGAGAAGAUCUGACUGAUAUUAAAGUGGAGGAUAAAGAAGAGAGAAUGAUGGGCGAUCCCCUAUGUAAGAGUGAGGUGGAGGAGGACAUUCCAGGAGAUGUCACCACAGAAAAUCCCAGUAUGAAUUCUGAGGGUAACAUUAUGUUAUCACUAAAUUAUAAAGUAGAAGAUGAAGCUGUCAUGCAGCGCUCUUCAGGAGAAAACCUCAUUACCUUAAAUGUAUAUCCAGAACUACACAGUACAGAUCUAUCCUAUAACCCCCCUAAUCAUGAGGAACCUUCUCCUGACCAAUCACAGAUUUUUACCACAAGUACAGGUCAAGUGGUUUCUAUACACAAAGGAGUUCACACAGUAGAGAUUUCAUACUCCUGCUCAGAAUGUGGCAAAUGUUUUACAAAUAAAUCAAAUCUCGCUACACAUAAAAGGAUUCACACAGGAGAGAGGCCGUAUUCAUGUUCAGAAUGUGGGAAAUGUUUUAUACUGAAGUCACGUCUUGUUACACAUCAGAGAAUUCACAAAGGAGAGGAAGCGUAUUCAUGUUCAGAAUGUGGAAAAGGUUUUACAAAAAAAUCUAAUCUUGUAAGACAUGAGAGAACUCACACAGGAGAGAAGCCAUAUUCAUGUUCAGAAUGUGGGAAAUGUUUUACACAAAAAUCACAUCUGGUUAAACAUCAAAAAUUUCACCCAGAAAAGAAUCCGUUUUCAUGUUCAGAAUGUGGGAACUGUUUUGCCCAAAAAGUAGAUUGUAUUAGACAUCAAAGAAGUCACACAGGAGAGAAGCCGUAUUCAUGUUCAGAAUGUGGGAAAUGUUUUAUACAGAAGUCACGUCUUGUUACACAUCAGCAAAUUCACAUAGGAGAGGAAGUGUAUUCAUGUUCAGAAUGUGGAAAAGGUUUUACAAAAAAAUCUAAUCUUGUUAGACAUGAGAGAACUCACACAGGAGAGAAGCCGUAUUCAUGUUCAGAAUGUGGGAAAUCUUUUACAGACAAAUCACUUCUUGUUAGACAUCAGAGAAGUCACACAGGAGAGAAGCCAUAUUUCUGCGCAGAGUGUGGAAAUAGUUUUACACAGAAAUCAAGUCUUGUUACUCAUGAGAGAAUUCACACAGGAGAAAAACCAUAUUCAUGUUCACAUUGUGAAAAAUGUUUUACAGAUAACGCCGGUCUUCUUAGACAUAAGAGAAGUCAUACAGGAGAGAAGUCAUUUAAGGAUCUGUACAAGGAGGCCAUGAUGGAGGAGCACCAGCCUCUUAUAUCACAAGAUGGAUCCAGGAGGAGAAAUCCACCAGAGAGAUGUCCCCGUCCUCUGUAUUCCCAGGACUGUCCAGACGAAAAGGUCCCAGAGAAUCCUCAGAUGACAAAUCAGGGAGAAGAUCUGAUUAUUAUAAAAGUGGAGGAUGAAGAAGAGUGGAUGAUGGGCGAUCCCCUGUGUAAGAGUGAGAAGGAGGAUGUUCCAGGAGAUAUCACCACAGAAAAUCCCAGUAUGAAUUCUGAGGGUAACGUUAUGUUAUCACUAAAUUAUAAAAUAGAAGAUGAAGCUAUCAUGCAGCGCUCUUCAGGAGAAAACCUCAUUACCUUUAAUGUAUAUCCAGGACUACACAGUACAGAUCUAUCCUAUAACCCCUCUAAUCAUGAGGAACCUUCUCUUGAACAAUCACAGAUUUUUACCACAAGUACAGGUCAAGUGGUUUCUAUACACAAAGAAAUUCACACAGUAGAGAUUUCAUACUCCUGCUCAGAAUGUGGGAAAUGUUUUACUAAUAAAUCAAAUCUCGCUACACAUGAGAGAAUUCACACAGGAGAGAAGCCGUAUUCAUGUUCAGAAUGUGGGAACUGUUUUACACAAAAAUCACAUCUUGUUAAACAUCAGAAAUUUCACACAGAAAAUAAUCUGUUUUCAUGUUCAGAAUGUGGGAAAUGUUUUGCACGAAAAGUAGAUUUUGUUAGACAUCAAAGAAGUCACACAGGAGAGAAGCCGUAUUCCUGUUCAGAAUGUGGGAAAUGUUUUAUACAGAAAUCACGUCUUGUUAUACAUCAGAGAAUUCACAUAGGACAGGAAAUGUAUUCAUGUUCAGAAUGUGGCAAAGGAUUUACAAAAAAAUCGAAUCUCGUUAGACAUGAGAGAAGUCACACAGGAGAGAAACCGUAUUCAUGUUCAGAAUGUGGAAAAUGUUUUACAGAUAAAUCACUUCUUGUUAGACAUCAGAGAAGUCACACAGGAGAGAAGCCAUACUUCUGUGCAGAAUGUGGGAAAUGUUUUACAUUUAAAUCAAAUUUUGUUAAACACGAAAGAUAUCACACCAGAGAGAAACCAUAUUCAUGUUCAGAAUGUGGAAAAUGUUUUACAGAUAAAUCAAAUCUUGCUAGACAUGAGAGAACUCACACAGGAGAGAAGCCAUAUUCAUGUUCAGAAUGUGGCAAAUGUUUUACAGAUAAAUCACAUCUUGUCACACAUGAGAGAAGUCAUACAGGAGAGAAGCCGUAUUCAUGCUCAGAAUGUGGAAAUUGUUUUACACAGAAAUCAAGUCUUGUUACACAUGAGAGAAUUCACACAGGGGAGAAGCCAUAUUCAUGUUCACAUUGUGGAAGAUGUUUUACAGAUAAAUCAAGUCUUGUUAGACAUGAGAAAUGUCACACAGGAGAGAAGUCAUUUUGAUAUUUUAUAUGCAGACAUUUUUUUGUAAUUCUAAAACUCAUCAGAUCAGAAGAAACUAAUUUUUUGGGAAUAUGGGAAAUUCUAUAAGGGCAAAAAAUUAUUUUAAAUCCAGUUAUUCACAGACAUUAAGGUUGGGGCUAAAUGGUAACUUGUUGUGUAGCAGCAAGUCUCAGAACUGGCAUGCAUCUUCUCUACAACUCCCUGUUGUGCGCUAUUUUAUAGAUGAACUAUGGCUGCAGAAAAGUCACAGUUGAGUUGUAAUCAUGUAAAAAAAGUAUUGUGCAUAUAAGGAAGAGAAGAAGAGCCUUGUUUUCUUCCAGAGCAGUGAAGAUAAACUGUCCCCACGAACCUUGCUUCUUAUCACUGUAUUCAUACCUCCACCCACACUGCGGGAGAGUCCAGAGUGACAUGGGGAAAGUAACGAUGCUGUGUAAUAGUUUUAAAAUGUAUUAAAGGGGUUUUCUGGGAUUUUACUACUGAUAGGUCAUCAGUCUCUGAUCGGUGGGGGUCUGACACUUGGGACCCCCACUGAUCACCUGUUUGAGGUGAAUGGGGCUGAGCUGCAAUACCAAGCACAGCCACUAUACUCUGUAUGGCGCUGUGCUUGGUGAGUAGAGAGAAAGCCGCGGUGCUCACAAGAGCAUUGGUGCUUCUUAAACAGCUGAUCGGCGGGGGUCCUGGGUGUCGGACCCCCACAAUCAGAUACUGAUGACCUAUCCUGAGGAUAGGUUAUCAGUAGUACAGUUCCAGAAAACCUCAUUAAUACUUCAUCUUCAUUUAAACAGUAUUUUAAAGAUAAAAAACUCUUCUAUUUGCUCCACAACAUCGUCACCAUUGUCACUGGCAGACAAUGUCUUUUUGGCUGAUAUUAUACUUUCUCCUAGCGCUGUGACCUUCAUUGCUCCUAUAGACUAACCCUCCAGUGCGGAGAAAUUAUAAGAAAUACAGGGUUUUGGAUUAUCUAUAGCCAUGUAUUAUAUUUUAUUUGUGUAAAUCCAAGAUGGAGAGACAGGUAUAGAGGUUUAUGCCUGAAUGGAAUGCACUUUAUACAGUACACUUUAUUAUGGAUCAAGCUUUAGGGCUUAUCUGACCAAUAUUUGUCCAAUCAGACCAAUAGUCGGUGUGUAUAACAAAAGAUCUAUGUAAUACAGCCCUUACUCUGGUUCUCACAUGAAAAGGUCUUGGAGUAUCAGAUAUCUCUCACAGAUGCUAAAUAAGGGGUGAGCAGAAGGCACACAGGAUGUGCAAGGGCAAACUGCCCAAAAAUGCUGUUUGCCUAAGAAUCUAUUCUUACAUACUGUAUGGGGAAGGGGGGGGGGUGCAAAAAGUUUCUUGCAGACAGAGGAGGAUACUGGAUCGAUCAUAAGGGACCAGAGGAAAGGAUUGAUAGAUAGACGUAAGUGUGUACAGUGUCCAUGUUAGGUAACUAUGUAUCAUUGGUACUGUCAAUUUUAAUGAAAAAAGUAAAUUUAUAGCGGAAUCUUUGUUGUUGAUUUACAAAAUUGUCUCUGUAAGUUAAUGUAUUACUUUCUGGUUCCACAUUUGAUAUUUAUAUACUUUGUUGCCUAACCUUCGAUUCAGACUAAAUAAAA
Molecule: messenger RNA, 4738 nt
Organism: Bufo gargarizans (Asiatic toad)
Lineage: Eukaryota; Metazoa; Chordata; Amphibia; Anura; Bufonidae
Product: zinc finger protein 432-like
Exons: 9
Coding region: 240-3146 (968 amino acids)
Biological process (GO): regulation of transcription by RNA polymerase II
Molecular function (GO): RNA polymerase II cis-regulatory region sequence-specific DNA binding; DNA-binding transcription factor activity
Source: RefSeq, a predicted model, not a curated record